This is a messenger RNA of Arctia plantaginis, 1920 nucleotides long. Lineage: Eukaryota; Metazoa; Arthropoda; Insecta; Lepidoptera; Erebidae. The record is from the annotation of a GenBank genome assembly.
AUGGACAUUUGUUAUAAAGUUCUUAUUGUGCUUCUUCUAAUAAAAUCUGUGCAUCUUUACUGUGGACCAUAUAAUGGACAAAUAUGUAAAAGUUAUUCAACUGGAUAUGUAUGGUAUAACCAUACAGGAGGUUUUGACAAUGAGAAGAUUACAACAGGAUUAUGGAAAGAAAUGAUAUCAAAACUAAAAGAGCCUUGCCGUAGUAGAGCUGAGAAGUUAUUAUGUGCAUAUGCAUUCCCGAAGUGCAUUGAUAAAGAUGGGGUUGGUUAUUUCGCAUUACCACUUUGUUAUGAGGACUGUAUGGCUGUUAAAAUGCAGUUUUGUUAUAACGAUUGGAUUGUUAUCGAAGAACAGAAACGUCGAGGCGUUUUCUUUGAAUCCAGAGGACACUUUCGAUUUCCUGAGUGUGAAAACCUUCCAAAGUUCGCAGGAAAAGGUACUCAAGUGACUUGCAACAAUGUUGGCACUACCAUCAUGGACACAAGUCAAAUUACGACUAUAUGUUACAGAGACAAUGGCCGCUACUACCAAGGUACUAAGAAUACUACAGAAACUGGAUUAGCAUGUCAAGCUUGGGAAUCACAAUUUCCUCAUCAACAUACAAGACCUCCAUUAGUGUUUCCAGAAGUACAGAAUUCUAGUAAUUAUUGCAGAAAUGCUGGAGGCGAAGAACGCAAGCCUUGGUGUUACACUAUGGAUCCAGAUGUGAGAUGGGAAUACUGUGAUAUUCCGUCUUGUGCUAACACCAGUGAUGAAUUUGACAAUAGUAAUGGACCAAGUAUUAUUAUGGAGAAUUAUUUUACCCCAACAUUUGUCCUAUUGCUCUCUAUUGGUGGCCUUGGAUGUGUAUUGGGAAUAGCUUCAGUAGCUUUACUAUGUCACUAUUUUGUUAAGAAUCAUUACUCUAAAUGUAAUGUAUCCAAUCGGAGAAAUGUACAAAACAUGGACAUUGAUUUAGAUAAACUGCCUAGUAAUUUAGCCUAUCACACCACUGGUGCACAAUUAAAUCCCAAAUUAGAGAAACUAGAGUUUCCAAGAAAUAAUAUCAUAUAUAUCAGAGAUUUGGGUCAAGGUGCUUUUGGAAGAGUCUUUCAAGCUAGAGCACCUGGACUUAUCCCUGAAGAAGAAUUUACUCUUGUCGCUGUUAAAAUGCUUAAAGAUGAGGCUUCCCAUGACUUAAAAUUGGAUUUUGAAAGAGAAGCUUGUCUGUUGGCAGACUUUGAUCACCCAAAUAUUGUAAAACUGCUUGGUGUUUGUGCUAUUGGAAGACCAAUGUGUUUGUUAUUUGAAUUCAUGGCCAAAGGUGAUCUGAAUGAGUAUUUAAGAGCUUGUAGCACUGCUACAAACUUUCAACCUUCUGUAGAGAACAGGGAAGAUCUUAGGCUACUUGCCACUCCUCUACACCAUCAAGAUCUCCUCCAUAUUGCCCGACAAAUAGCAUCUGGCAUGGUUUAUUUAUCAGAUAGGAAAUUUGUUCACCGAGACUUAGCUACCAGAAAUUGUCUCAUUAAUGAUGAUAUGGUAGUAAAAAUUGCUGAUUUUGGUUUAUCUCACAAAAUAUACUUACAAGAUUACUAUAAAGGUGAUGAGCAUGAUGCUAUUCCAGUGAGAUGGAUGCCUUUAGAAAGCAUUUUGUAUAAUAAGUACACAUUAGAAUCAGAUGUAUGGGCCUAUGGAGUAUGUUUGUGGGAGAUCUUCUCUUUUGCUCUACAACCAUACUUUGGUAUGACACAUGAGGAGGUGGUCAGAUUUCUCAAGGACGGCAAUGUUCUUGCUUGCCCUGAUAAUACACCCAGAUGUGUUUAUGAUCUAAUGAAACAGUGCUGGAAUACCAGUCCAAGUGAUCGACCAAACUUUAGAAUUAUCUAUCAGACAUUGGACAAUAUUCAACUAAUAUUAGAAAGAAGUCAUACAGAAUAA